Chironomus riparius is the source of this 1934-nucleotide messenger RNA. NCBI's taxonomy places the organism in Eukaryota, Metazoa, Arthropoda, Insecta, Diptera, Chironomidae. The record is from the annotation of a GenBank genome assembly.
AAAUUUAAUCGUUGAUUUUUGUGAAAUUUUUUCAGUAAUUUAAGAGUUAAAAAUAUCUUCAAAUUUCAAGGAUAUUCCAGACUUUUAAAAGAAAUUAGAGAACUGAAGAUUGUGAAGAUUGUGUGUACGUGUUAGACAUGAUGCUGAUGUGAAGUGAAGAAAGUUUCUGUUAUUUUUGUUGUGAAAUGAAAUUAUCAUCAGUAAAGGACAUUGAAAAAGUGUAGAGCGUACAAAAAAACAGAGAAGAAAAGAAAGAAAAAACUUUUUUUUUGCAAAAGGAAAAACUCUUAAUUUUCUCCUCAUUUCAUUUCUAAGUGUUUGAUAAAAAAUUCAGCAAAAUUUAUUCGCCAACUCCAUUUGAAAGCGCGACCAAAGCGCUUAAACUAGAGGAGGACUUCUCUGGUGGAUGCAUGUCCAUGUCUAUGUAUCCGUCGGAUAAAAUGAAAAUGUCUGCUCCAGGAUGUUUUCCUGGACGGUACAGUCCAACUUAUCGAGGUCCCGAUCAAAUGAGAAGAUGCAUGACAAAUCCGUCGAGUCGAUUGCUUGAAGAUGCCUCAAUAAUGUGUAAUUCUUGGUCCCCUAGAACUAAUGGCGAUAUAUUUUCCGGCCUGAACGAUGGAUUACUGAGUCGAGCGGAAGCACUUGCAGCAGUAGACAUGCAAAAACAUCAGUCAAGUCAUGCCGCACAUCAACAAAUGACGCAGCAGCUAAAGCACGAUGUCAUGUAUCAUCAUAGUAUGGGAGCACCACAACGUCCACUCCAGACCAAAAAUAUGUUUCAGAUGCAUGGAAUGGAUAAUUUGGAUCUUAUGUCAGAUCCAUCUGGUUCAAUGACAACAUUAACGCCAAUGACAGAGACACCAAUAUCAUCAUCACAUCAUCAACUUCAUGGAUCUUAUCACAGCAUGAAUCAUAUGAUGAGUCAUCAUCAUCAUGGUGGACCAUUAAGUGGACAUACACCUGGUUCACAUCAUUCCGCCAUGGCUGCAGCAGUUGCCGCUGCAAGUCUCCAUCCCGACCAAGAUACCGAUCCAAGAGAACUCGAAGCAUUUGCUGAGAGGUUUAAGCAACGGAGGAUAAAAUUAGGUAAAUAUAAUUGUGUUACACAAGCCGAUGUGGGCAAAGCAUUAGCCAAUCUUAAAUUGCCAGGAGUUGGUGCUUUAUCGCAAAGUACAAUAUGUAGAUUUGAGAGUCUGACAUUAUCACAUAACAAUAUGAUAGCAUUAAAGCCAAUUCUUCAGGCAUGGCUGGAGGAAGCUGAGGCGCAAGCAAAAAAUAAACGACGUGAUCCAGAUGCGCCCAGCGUCUUGCCUCAUGGCGAGAAGAAAAGAAAAAGGACAUCCAUAGCGGCUCCAGAGAAGCGUUCUCUCGAAGCCUAUUUCGCCGUCCAACCACGUCCGUCAGGUGAGAAAAUUGCAGCAAUAGCUGAGAAAUUGGAUCUUAAGAAAAAUGUUGUACGUGUGUGGUUUUGUAAUCAACGUCAGAAACAAAAGCGAAUGAAAUUUGCAGCUCAACACUGACAACAACAAAUGGGCUUUGGUUUUGGUUAUUAGAAAUCUUUAAUUUUAACUUUGAUUUUAUGUUUUUAAAUUAAGUGCAAUAAAUUCAAUUAUAAGAAGAAGAAAAAAAAUUAUAAUAAUUAAUUUUAAAAGUUUAGUAAUGAAAAGCCCAAAAAGAAACAGAAACUGAACAGAAUAACAACAAAUAAGAACAAUUUUUACUUAACUGUGUAUAGAAUGAAUAUCAUCGACAAUUUGUUAAUUACAUUUUAAGGAUAAAUAAACAACUAAGUUAAGCUUAACGAAAGGAAAAUUCUCUUGACAACACAAUACGGCAAUAAAAACUACAAAUUAUGUAACUUCAAAUCUAGUCAAUCUUGUAUAGAAUUUAAUUACUUUCUUUUAUAAGUUUUCAUUCUGAAUGGAAAAAUGGGU